This is a messenger RNA of Sphaerodactylus townsendi, 1654 nucleotides long. RefSeq names its product START domain-containing protein 10-like. Lineage: Eukaryota; Metazoa; Chordata; Lepidosauria; Squamata; Sphaerodactylidae. The transcript has 6 exons. The record is from RefSeq and is a predicted model, not a curated record. The coding region runs from base 475 to 1269 and encodes 264 amino acids. Gene Ontology annotation, molecular function: lipid binding.
CAGCUGAUUCUGCAACUGUGCUGCAAAGUCAGAAGCAGGUUAAGAGAAACAGAAAGCAGGGAAGAGAUGGAGGAAGCGUGGGAGGGAGGCUGCUUGGGGGCAGACAGCUGAGGCCCCUCUGCAUCUGCAUGCACGCUCAAGGGGACAGGACUGGCCACGAGAACCCGACCCCCUUUGGCAGGGAAAAGAAGACGGGGGAGCUCUCGGUUGCAACUGCCUGGAAAGGCAACUGGAAGCCCCCAUCAUGCCUUCCACAGAAGCAAGAGGGCUCCUUUUCCAGGGUUAGGGCUGGAGGAGGGACCCAGAGUGGAGGGGGGAGGAGGAGGGCCCACGCCAGUCAUGACAAGGUCAGGGCACAGCUGAACCCAGUUCAAGCAGGAGAGGAGCCCUCCCUGGCCAGGCAAGCAUCGCACGGCUCCUGCUCGCAGGUGACUCCUCAGCCGUGGCUCGGUGGCCCUGGUGCAAUCUGGCUCCAUGUCGAGAGGAGGGGAGAUGGUAUACAUCCCGGACGACACCGACUUCAGCACCUUCCGGCAUCAGUGCGAGAGCCAUGAGGGCUGGAACAGCCAGUAUAACAAAGCAGGAGUGACCGUGUGGAGCCAGAUGCAGGAGACCAAGACGGUCCAGAAAAUCAAGAUGCAGAUCACCUGCAGGGACGUGCUUCCAGAGACACUUUACGACGUGCUGCAUGACACUUACUAUCGCAAGAAAUGGGACACCAACAUGAUCGAAACCUACGACAUUGGACGCCUGACUGCCAACGCAGAUGUGGGAUAUUACUCCUGGAGAUGUCCAAGUCCUCUGAAGAACAGGGACUUUGUCACCUUGCGCUCUUGGCUGCCUCUUGGCAAUGAUUACAUGAUCAUCAACUACAGCGUCAAACAUCCGUACCCACCCCGGAAAGACAUCGUCAGGGCCGUGUCCCUGCAGACCGGCUACUUGAUCAAGGCCAGCGGCAACCGAGGCAGCGUCCUUUGCUACCUGACCCAAGUGGACCCUCGAGGUUCGUUGCCCAAGUGGGUGGUGAAUAAAGUAUCACAGUACGUGGCACCAAAGGCCAUGAAGAAGAUUUACAAAGCAGGCCUAAAGUACCCCGAGUGGAAACGGAAGCACAACCCCGGCUUCAAGCCUUGGCUAUACCCAGAGCAGAACACGCUGCCUAACAUCAGCCUGGCCGAGCUCUCCCUGCAGCACGCCGACUCUCUGGAGAACUUCGACGAGAGCGGCCUGUCCGAAGACAGGGUGCGCAUCAGCGACGAAGAGGCCUAGCGGCCCUCAUUGCUCAGACUUGCAGCUCCUCACCCCGUGGUGGGCAGGAAGGCGCCCCGUCCACCAUCACCACCUGCGGAGCACAGCUGCCUUCACAGCACCUUUCCCACACACACACAGACGUGGCCCCAGACUUUCUUACCUCUCCACGCACUUACCCACCACAGGGCGACACCCGGCACCGCUCCUCUUCAGCAGUGCACACUUGGUCUGGGGACUAGAGACCGGGAGACAGCAUGGCGUGAGCAGUCUCCUUUUUCCAAUCAGGCACAAUAUCCCAAGGCAGGAGGUGCCUCACAGAUCCAAUUCCCAGCUCUGGGCUGAGAAAUACCUGGGGAUUUUGAAGAUGGCAGCAGGGUUGGGGAGAUUUGGGGAGGCGAGGGGC